This is a messenger RNA of Alnus glutinosa, 1892 nucleotides long. RefSeq names its product pentatricopeptide repeat-containing protein At3g06430, chloroplastic. NCBI's taxonomy places the organism in Eukaryota, Viridiplantae, Streptophyta, Magnoliopsida, Fagales, Betulaceae. Gene Ontology annotation, molecular function: protein binding; mRNA binding. The record is from RefSeq and is a predicted model, not a curated record. The transcript is spliced from 2 exons. Bases 34 to 1518 code for a protein of 494 amino acids.
CUUGAGCAUCUGUGUGUUAUCGAGUGUUCAGUCAUGGCCUCAAUAUCUCUCUCAUUCUCAUCUUCACUCCUCCUUCACGACCCCCUCAGCAAGAACACCACUUUCAGCACCAAUCCCAGAACCCAAAACCCAAAAUCUAGGCUCGUCCGUUGCGCAUUCGCAGCACCAGCGAAAAGGGCCAAGCCCACUUCUUCUUCUUCAUCUUCGGUGGCCAAGAAAAGGCAUUGGAAGGAAGGGGAAUUCCCUGGGAUUUCACAGACAUUCGUUCCGGGUACUUCGAAGAAGACACCCAUCAAGAAUCUGAAGAAGAAGUUGGACCGCAAGAACAACGCCAAGGCCUGGGCCAACACUGUCACCGAAGCCCUGUCCGAUCUUAUCCAAAAGAAGCAGUGGCUCCAAGCCCUUGAGGCAUUUGACAUGCUCAGAGAACAACCCUUUUAUCAACCAAAAGAAGGGACUUACAUGAAACUCCUCGUUUUGCUGGGAAAAUCUGGCCAACCCCAUCGUGCUCGUCAGCUUUUUGACAGAAUGGUUGAAGAAGGAUGUGAACCCACUUCUGAACUUUACACAGCUUUACUUGGAGCUUAUUGUCGGAAGAAUCAAAUUGACGAGGCAUUCUCAACUCUUAACCAAAUGAAGGCCCUCCCCUGUUGCCAGCCGGAUGUUUUUACUUACAGUACCUUGAUAAAAGCUUGCGUUGAUGCUUCUCAAUUUGAAUUAGUUGAGUCCUUGUAUGAAGAAAUGGCUGAAAGAUUAAUAUCCCCAAACACGGUCACACAAAACAUUGUGUUAAACGGGUAUGGUAAGGCAGGGAAAUUUGACCAGAUGGAAAAAGUGCUAUCAGGGAUGCUGGAGAGCAGAACUUGCAAACCUGAUGUCUGGACCAUGAACACUAUACUUAGUGUGUUUGGCAACAAGGGUCAGAUUGAUAUGAUGGAGAGAUGGUAUGAGAAAUUUCGCAAUUUCGGGAUUGAUCCAGAAACUCGCACUUUUAAUAUCUUGAUUGGUGCUUAUGGGAAAAAACGUAUGUACGAUAAGAUGUCAUCUGUGAUGGAAUACAUGAGAAAGCUUCAAUUUCCGUGGACAACCUCAACUUACAACAAUGUGAUUGAAGCUUUUGCAGAAGUGGGGGAUGCAAAGAACAUGGAGUACACAUUUAAUCAGAUGCGUGCUGAGGAAAUGAGAGCAGACACCAAGACAUUCUGCUGUCUUAUUAACGGAUAUGCCAAUGCAGGUCUCUUCCACAAGGUGAUUAGCAGUGUUCAGUUAGCUGGGAAGUUUGAGAUACCCGAGAAUACUUCUUUUUAUAACGCAGUUAUAUCAGCGUGUGCCAAGGCAAAGGAUUUGAUGGAGAUGGAGAGAGUUUUUAAGCGGAUGAAAGAUAAGCAAUGUCAACCAAACUCCACAACAUACUCGAUCAUGGUCGAGGCAUAUGAAAAGGAAGGUAUGAAUGACAAGAUCUAUGAUUUGGAGCAGGAGAAGCAGGAGAUGAUGGCAGAUGGUGAUGAAAGUGAUUAGGCCAUUAAAAUGGAGUCUAUGGUUGUAUCAAUUGAGAAAUUACAGUAAAACUGCUUGUUCUCUAUAUCUCCUAAUUUUUCAUGGGACUAACGGAACUAUUUUUGUAAUGAGGCACCGGGCACUAUUGGUGGGGUUACUGAUUGAUCAGCUUGUCAAAACUCUUGCUUCAGAGAUGGAUAACAAAAGUUGCUCUGUGCAUGCGUGCCUUUGUGAAGUACUACAUAAGUCCUUUAGACAUCUCUAAUAUUUGAGAGGCAAUUAUCUAGGUACCUUUUGUACAUACUUGAUGUGUUAAUGGAGAUAAUUAAUGCCUCUCUGCAAACUUGAGGUGAUUCUUUUGAUUAUUUUAAAAUUGACGUUUUCUUCUUGUGAAA